AACUGGCCAUGGCCACCAUCGGGGACUUCGACCCGCUCACCUCCACCGUGCCUGCCACCAAGAUAGAGAUCACCGUGUCGUGCAGGAACCUGCUGCACAUGGACACCUUCUCCAAGUCAGACCCAGUGGUGGUGCUCUACCUGCAGGGGCUGGGGACCAAGGAGUGGAGAGAGUUCGGUCGGACGGAGGUCAUUGACAACACGUUGAACCCAGACUUUGUGAGGAAGUUUGUGUUGGAUUUCUUCUUUGAAGAGAAACAAAAUCUACGCUUUGACGUGUACAACGUUGACACCAGAAGCUCCAACCUCUCCAAACAUGACUUCCUGGGUCAGAUGUUUUGCACGCUGGGGGAGAUCAUCGGAUCCACUGGAAGCAGACUGGAGAAAACACUUUCUGGGAUUCCGGGGAAGAAAUGUGGAUGCAUUGUGUUUUCUGCUGAGGAGCUCAGUAACUGUAGGGACAUCGCCACCAUGCAGCUCUGUGCCAACAAGCUGGACAAGAAGGACUUCUUCGGCAAGUCGGACCCCUUCCUGGUGUUCUACCGCAGCAACGAGGACGGGACAUUUACCAUCUGCCAUAAAACAGAGGUGAUCAAGAACAACCUGAAUCCUGUGUGGCAGUCCUUCACCCUCCCAGUGAGGGCCCUCUGCAACGGGGACUACGACCGGACCGUGAAGGUGGACGUGUUUGAUUGGGACAGAGAUGGAAGCCAUGACUUCAUCGGGGAGUUCACCACCAGCUACCGAGAGCUGUCAAGGGGUCAGAGCCAGUUCAACGUGUACGAGGUUCUGAAUCCAAAGAAGAAAGGGAAGAAGAAGAAAUACGUGAACUCAGGGACGGUAAGCUUUUGAGAAAAACACUGAGGUUUCACUCAGAGACGGCAGAUUGUAAUGAGGCACAGCACCUCAUAUCUGUCUAUACGAUACCAUGAUUUGAGAUUAAAUCCCCUGUAUGGAGAUAUGAAG
Messenger RNA from Gadus chalcogrammus (walleye pollock), 965 nucleotides. Its product is annotated as copine-8-like. Gene Ontology annotation, molecular function: calcium-dependent phospholipid binding. Lineage: Eukaryota; Metazoa; Chordata; Actinopteri; Gadiformes; Gadidae. Gene Ontology annotation, biological process: cellular response to calcium ion. The record is from RefSeq and is a predicted model, not a curated record. The transcript has 12 exons. The coding region runs from base 9 to 851 and encodes 280 amino acids. Gene Ontology annotation, cellular component: plasma membrane.